Molecule: messenger RNA, 1011 nt
Organism: Ctenopharyngodon idella (grass carp)
Lineage: Eukaryota; Metazoa; Chordata; Actinopteri; Cypriniformes; Xenocyprididae
Gene: mlana
Product: melan-A
Exons: 5
Coding region: 154-531 (125 amino acids)
Cellular component (GO): melanosome
Source: RefSeq, a predicted model, not a curated record
CAGACAGUCAGAUGGAGGGGCUGUGAGAGCUGAACCCGUGACGGUCAUGAGAACUUCUCAAGGGCUUUCAGAGCCGCUCUGAAUCACAGCAGAUCCACAACCACAGCAGACGCUCUCCACAGUCACAGUGUACACUACAGUGGUUUGACGAUCAUGUCUUACGGUGGAUCAGGAUCAGUGUCUGGAGGAGAAUUCAGUGUUCAUUUCUCCAGCAGACGAGGAGCAGGAUUCAUCAGAGCUGAAGAGGCUGCAGGAAUCGCGUUACUGGCCGUGAUCCUCACAGCGCUGCUCAUUCUGGGAUGCUGGUACUACCGCCGACGGGGCGGGUACAAGAUGAUCCGGAGCGGAAGAGGCAACGGUCAGUCGUGGAGAGAGAUGAUGAGGACGGGUCAGUACAGCGAUUCUGGAUCCGGGGAGGAAAACAAAGUGGCCUUGAAUGAAUUCAGCAACCUGCAACCAGCGAUUCCCAACGCUCCUCCAGCCUAUGAGAAGAUCGUCUCUGGACCGUCACCUCCUCCUUACUCACCAUGAAGUCAGUCCCUAAAGAAGAAUCUGUGGAAAUCUGUAAUGUUUGGGUUUAAGAGCAGGAUGAACUGUCACAUGGCAGAAGUAAUGCAUCUCAAAACCUGAUCCUGAGGAUUCUUACCAAAGCUUGAGGACUGACACUAAAGUGCUUUUUUGAGUUUAAAAAACAUUUAAAUAAAGUUCUAGUUUAGUUCAAGGUAUAAAUGUUUUAAUGUCAGGAGGAUUGUCUUCUAACCUCCUGCUACUGAUGAUUUACUUUUAAACUAUAAUCCUUUUCAAACAUGUAUUUCUUUUCCAAGUGUAUCAUUGUAACAACAGUAAUGAAACUUGUACCUACAUAUUCCUUGAGCAGCGGGAAAUCUCGGGUAUACGAGGCAAACUACGUUUCUAUGAAGAGAUGCUGAGCUUCUUAUGCAGUGAACGGGCAUCACUGCACUGUGCAAACUGUUCAAUGCAACAGAAUAAAACAUUAAUGUAAAGCACAAA